This is a messenger RNA of Juglans microcarpa x Juglans regia, 1111 nucleotides long. Its product is annotated as probable protein phosphatase 2C 39. The record is from RefSeq and is a predicted model, not a curated record. NCBI's taxonomy places the organism in Eukaryota, Viridiplantae, Streptophyta, Magnoliopsida, Fagales, Juglandaceae. Gene Ontology annotation, cellular component: cytosol; nucleus. Gene Ontology annotation, biological process: protein dephosphorylation. Gene Ontology annotation, molecular function: protein serine/threonine phosphatase activity.
ACUGAUCCCUGAAGUAGCUGUUGUACGCAUGGAACGGGGGCAGAGAGGGUAACCAUGGCCGGCAAAGAAAUCCUCCACAAGAUGAAGGAAAAAGUUGGGUUAGAUUCGUCAGAUCCCGACUCUGGAAAAGGAAAGAGCAAGAUGUCAAAGAAGAUAACACAUGGCUUUCACUUGGUGAAGGGAAUUCAUGCCAUGGAAGAUUAUGUUUUUGCACAGUUUAAGCAAGUUGAAGACAAUGAGCUUGGUCUGUUUGCAAUCUUUGAUGGCCAUUUGAGUCAUGAUGUUCCCGAUUAUUUGAGGUCUCAUUUAUUUGAGAAUAUUUUAAAGGAACCUGACUUCUGGAGAGAAACAGAGAAAGCAAUCAGGAGAGCUUAUCGUAUAACAGACGCCAACAUUUUGGAGAAAGCAGUUGAUUUGGGAAAAGGCGGUUCAACUGCAGUUACAGCAAUGUUGAUUAAUUGUCAUAAGUUGGUAAUAGCGAACAUUGGGGAUUCUCGAGCUGUUAUCUGUAAGAAUGGUGUGGCCAAGCAACUAUCAAUUGAUCAUGGGCCAAGCAUGGAAAGGGAGAGAAUUGAGGAGAGUGGUGGUUUUGUGUCCAACUUUCCCGGGGAUGUUCCACGAGUUGAUGGGCAAUUGGCGGUGGCAAGGGCAUUUGGUGACAAGAGCUUGAAGGAACACCUCAGUUCAGAGCCCCAUGUCACGGUGGAGUUUAUAGAUGAUGAAACGGAGUUUGUUAUCCUAGCAAGUGAUGGAUUAUGGAAGGUAAUGUCGAACCAAGAAGCAGCAGAUUGCAUCAGGGCAAUAAAGGAUGCUCGGUCAGCAGCAAAGCACCUGACCGAAGAGGCGCUUAAUAGAAAGAGCACAGAUGAUAUUUCCUGCAUAGUUGUAAGAUUUGGGUGAUCUAAAAGUAUUGCUCUGCAAUACUUCUGUUGGGGAAAACCUCUGUUUCAAGUGAUGUAUAUAACUAUAAAUACCCAUCUUGUGCCAUCAUAGCCUCUUUGUGGUUUUCUUUGGAUCAAUGUCAGACAUGCAAACUCGUGCGACAGAGCUGGCUAAACUAAUUGUUCUUCCUUUUAGAUGGGAACAAUGAGAAAAAUGUUAUACUUCUGAA